Messenger RNA from Rhagoletis zephyria (snowberry fruit fly), 1591 nucleotides. Its product is annotated as glutamate decarboxylase. NCBI's taxonomy places the organism in Eukaryota, Metazoa, Arthropoda, Insecta, Diptera, Tephritidae. Gene Ontology annotation, cellular component: cytoplasm. The record is from RefSeq and is a predicted model, not a curated record. Gene Ontology annotation, molecular function: glutamate decarboxylase activity; pyridoxal phosphate binding. Gene Ontology annotation, biological process: GABA biosynthetic process.
AGCUGACUCGGUCACCUGGAAUCCACAUAAAUUGAUGGGCGCCCUAUUGCAAUGCUCUACCAUACACUUUAAGGAGGAUGGUCUAUUGAUUAGCUGUAAUCAGAUGUCAGCCGAGUAUCUUUUCAUGACCGACAAGCAGUAUGACAUCAGCUACGACACCGGCGACAAGGUCAUCCAGUGCGGCCGGCACAACGAUAUCUUCAAAUUGUGGCUACAGUGGCGCUCCAAGGGCAAUGAGGGAUUCGAGCGUCAGCAGGACCGUUUGAUGCAACUUGCCGAGUAUCAAGUGAAGCGCAUCAAGGAGCAGUCAGAUCGCUUCCAUCUGAUACUCGAGCCAGAGUUGGUGAAUGUUUCUUUCUGGUAUAUACCAAAGCGUUUGCGCGGCGUUCCACACGAUAAGAGGAAGGAAGCUGAAUUGGCAAAGAUUUGUCCCGUCAUCAAGGGGCGCAUGAUGCAGAAGGGUACAUUGAUGGUCGGCUAUCAGCCAGACGAUCGGCGGCCAAAUUUCUUCCGUUCGAUCAUCUCGUCUGCCGCAGUGACCGAGCAGGAUGUUGAUUUUAUGUUGGAGGAAAUGCAUCGGUUAGGUGACGACUUGUAAAGGAACACACACAAAAUGAUCGGACGCCGCUGGUUCAGCUCACUUACAUACAUACUUACAUAUGUAUGUAUGUAUGUAUGUAUGUGAGUGUACAGUUGCAAUCCCAAGCAGUGCUACAGGCUGGGACCUAUGGAAGGAGGUGGAGGUGGAAAAAUUAGUUCAAUUAACGAAAAAUCAAGCAGACGAAAAACGCAAACAAGCAACAAAACAAACAAAAAAAAAAUGUUAGAAAAUAUUAGAAAUUAUUAUUUAGCAAAAAAUCUACAUAUAUCAACCAAGAACUAUCUUUAAGGUAAAAGCAUAUCAAAAGAAUGUUGUUGGCGCUCAAGUGGCGCAUCCAUUUUCAUUAUACAUUUAGUAGCUAUAUACAUAUAUAUAUAUAUAUAUAGUUGUUAUCAUUAUCAGAUCAGAUGUAUACUCACGCACUUAAGCACUUAAGCAAGUACAUACAUACAUAUGUACUUGUGCGCUGUCAAGUUUGUUAAGUAUUAACGAAUUCUUUUUAAUUAACUGUUUUAACUGUUGUUGUUAUUGUAUGCCUGAGACUUUAAUCACUGUUUCGUUUGUGUGCUAAACACGAGAUAAACUACAUAUAUUUAAAAAUAGGAAAAAUAAACUUAUACAUACUCGGUAAGUUUAAAAUGUAUACAUUCUAAUGAAUCGCAGAGCAGGUGGAAAGAAGAUGGAAAUGCAGAUGGAGAGAUGGGAUGGAUAGGGUAGAGGAGCACAUCUCAAAAGAGCAUCGAUAAAUCCCCGACCUCGUUGUCAAUUACAUUUAGUCAGAGACGGUGCAAAUGCCGCACAGAGUCUGCUCGCACAAUUGUUCGUGUGAGUCUGAGUGUUCUGUAGGUCAAUUGCACCAGACAGCAGUAGAAAAUUAAUUUUAACUACGCACAUUCAUAUAUAAAUAUGUACAUACAUACUAUGUAAAUGAAAUAGGAAAACAACUGUAUGUACAUACAUACAUACAUAUGUAGUACAGAUAAUUAGCUG